AAAGAGUUUUCUAAACUAGUGGGAAGAAGCCCAGAGCCAGGGCUGGAGGAGAGUAUGGAGAUCCCAGGCUCUUUCCCUCUGGUGCUGGAGGGGCCCUGGGGUCCCGACCCUCCCAAGAAGUUGCGCAACAAGUUGCAAUGCUACUUCCAGAGCCCCCAGAGAUCCGGAGGGGGCGAAUGUGUUCUCACACUGCAGACCGGCCGCUCUGAGAUCCUUCUCCUCUUCGAACAUGAAGAAGCAAGGCAACGGGUUCUAAAGCGAGAGAACCAUGAGUUACAAUUGGCAGGAGGGGAAAAAUUGAAACUCACUGUCAAACUGCCUACAGUAAAGGAUGGGAAUAAAAUCAGUGAGAAACCAGUCACCACAAAAGAAUCCCAGACCAAAGAUGGAGCCCAAGAACAAGCAGCAUCAGAAGACCAGGACACAAAGCUCCCACUGGAGAGAAGAUCAGCCCAGACCAAGGGUAUCUCCAAAGGCCCUGAAACUAUUUCCUCACUGGUUGUAUUUAAAAAUAUCCAAAACACGAUCACAGAAGAUCUAUUGACUUUGUUGGUGGAGAAUGUGAGUGGCUUCUCAGAAACAAGAGGGGACUUUACAGUAGAGAUCAUACCAGAAGCUGAGGUUGCUGUGGUUACCUUUCUGAAAACCAUUGAUGCAGAGACAUUUAUUGCUAUUUGUGCUGAGAAUCACAAAAUAGAAGAACUUAAGAUUUGUGCAUCACCUCUAGAAGUGACAAGGACUAUUCUGGUGGAAGACCUACCCCCAGGUGUUAAUGAAUAUUACAUAACUCUUUUCUUUGAAAGCCAAAAAAAUGGAGGGGGACCAGUAACCAGAGUCCAAUAUUUUCCAGAGGAGAAUUCAGCCCUGAUUCAGUUUGAUACAUAUGAAGUGCUUGACACCAUAUUGACAAAGAAGCUUCUCUUCAACAACAGUCCCAUUUCAAUGUUUCCAUACUACCCUACUUUGGGUACUGCUUUAUAUGGAAAGACAAAGCCACCAGUGAAGCUUCCAGAGCCCUUAACGGUGCCAAUGGAGCCUCAUCUGUUGAAGUUCUUACAGAAGGAUGAUAAAAGAAUUGGAGAGAUAACUAACAGCAUGGAGAGGGCUCACUGUGAGCUAACAUGGCCCCAACCUAAUUGUAAAGAGCCAGAAAUUAUACCCAGUGCAAAAAUUACACUCAGUCCUUCAGCCACUUUAGUCAGCCAAAGAACAAAGAGCAGCAUAAUCAAGACAUGGAGUAAAGAUGUUUCUAAGAGAUUCUCUUGUCUUAUGUCUGAAUACCAGGUCACUAAGUAUGCAGUAGACCCAGUGGUGUGGGAAGCCAUCAAAGACAGCAUAGAAAACAAGAGCAUUUUGACUGAGUUUGAUAAGCCUCAGAAGACAGUGGUCAUAGCAGGGAGACUGGAGAAUGUGCAAAGAACUGAACCACAAAUAAGGAGUCUGAUAGAAAAGGCCACCCAAAAAAUAGAAAGGGAAAAACAAAGUAUAAGAGAGAACUUGACUGUGUGUCCUGGACGGUUUUCCAUUUUACAGAACAACAAGUUAGAAGAGACUCUCCACAACGAAUACCCAGAGCUGGGAGUCACUUACGAUGUCCUCACAAAGAGCAUUUGCUUGACUGGAUUAGCUACAGAUGUGUUCAAAGCAAAGAGUGAAAUUCUAGAGAAGCUACAGAGCUUGGCCAAGAAAUUUCUCCAUUUUCCUCCACAAAUCAUUCAGUUUUUGCAGCAAGUAAACUGUGAGACAUUCUCUGAAUCUCUUUUUGGAGCUGAGAAUAUUCCUGUUGUUUAUGAGGUGGAGGGUGAAGCUGUUGUGCUGGUUGGCUCCUCUCCCCAAGUUCUUUCAGAAGCUGAAAAAUGUAUGAAGAAAGCCUUGACCUGCAAGUGCAUCAGUGAGGUAGACAGUUGGAUUCUUAAUGAUUGUCAGUGGAAAACACUCACUGGCAAUUUAAAUAAGAAAUACAAUGGCUCCUCAAAGACUGUCAUAAUAGAACAGCAAACUUCAGGCACUGGAGUUAAGAUAAUAAUUGCUGGCUGUGUUAGUCCAGUGUGUGAAAGCCACCAAGAACUUUGUGAAUUUAUAGAAAAAAAUACAAAAAUAGAGGAAUUGGUCUCUGUGAAAUCUCUAGAAGUUAUCCAGUAUAUGGAGGAAAAUAAGCAAAUCUGGAAAAAACUAAGGGAAAAAAAUGUAAAGGUCAAUUUCAAAACCCUGGCCAACCAAAGGGGCAUUUCACUGAGUGGUCCAAAAGAAGAAGUAAUGAGAGGAGUGGCCAUGGUCAAACAAACACUAGACUCAAUACAUAUUAGAAAUUUUAGCAUUGAUAAACCAGGAGCCAAAUCCUUAUUCAAAGAUAGAGAAGAGGUUUAUAAAAUGGAAGCAAAAAGGAAGUAUAGUUGUUCAAUUUGGCUACAAGAAGAUGGAGACAAGAGCAGUGGGGGCAGUAUUGAUGGGCAGAAGGUCCACUGCAAGAUAACCUUAGAAUCUGGCAUCUUAUUAACUGUUCAAGAAGGUGACUUAACCCAGUUCUCAGUAGAUGUGGUGGUGAAUGCAGCAAAUGAGGACCUAAAGCUCUUUGGAGGCCUGGCAGCUGAACUCUCUAAAGCAGCAGGCCCAAAGCUACAGUGGGACUGUGACCAGAUAAUCCAGGAAAAGGGUAAGAUCCUUCCUGGCCGUGCUGUUGUCUCAGCUGCUGGACAGCUCCCAUGUCAGCAAGUGAUUCAUGCUGUUAGCCCCAGGUGGAAACAAGGACAUGCUGACAGAUGUGUGCAGUUAUUAAAAAUUGCUAUCACAGAAAUUUUUUAUCUGACUGGAUUUUAUGGGCACACUUCAAUAGCCAUCCCAGCUCUUGGCUCUGGGAUCUUUGGCUUUCCUUUAAAAGAGUGUGCAGAAACCAUCAUCCAGUCCAUCAAGGAAAACUUCCAGGACUCCCCAAAUACACAUAGCUUGAAACAGAUUCAUCUUGUUGAUUCAUCUGAGGAGACAGUUAAAGCUCUUUCCAAAGCUGUGAAAAACAUCUUUAAAGAUCUUUUUCCUAAUAACAAUUUAAUGCCCUGUUCACAAUUAGAAGGCCAGGAAACCAAUCUGAGAAAAAAAGCUGAAUAUGGAAACGUGCUGGCUUCCAUCCAAACUAGAGAAGGCCUGAGUAUCUUGUUGAUGAAGGGAGAUAUUCAGGAUGCUGAGACUGAUAUUAUUGUCAACUCCAUUUCCUCGGAUCCUCCCUUUAAUGGAGGAGAACUUUGUCGGGCCAUAUUGAAGAAAGCUGGUCCAUCUCUCCAAGCAGAGUUAAAUGAAGUGGGGAAAAGACUGGAAAUGAAAACAGGAUCUGUUCUCCUGACCAGUGGCUGUAAUCUGAACUGCAUCUUUGUUCUCCAUGCAGUAAUUCCUGUGUGGGAUAAUGGAAAAGGUCAUUCACAAAAGGUCAUGGAAGAUAUAGUCAGAGAAUGUUUGGACACUCCUGAGAUUCUCUCUCUAACAUCAGUCACAUUUCCAGCAAUUGGAACAGGAGUGGCAACAUUUCCAAAAACCAUUUUUGCUGAAUUAAUCCUUUCACAAGUGUUUAAAUUCAGUUGUACAAGACCUUUGAAAACCCUAAAAGAAGUUCACAUUCUGUUGCAGGCCACUGAUAUAGAAAACAUUAAGGCAUUUUCGGAUGAAUUCAUUAGAUGGGAUAGUCGAAAUAGAAAUGGAAAUCCUACCAGUUGCAGAGUUGCCAAGACUAUUGAUAGACAAGAUUUCUUUGGGACUAUUUCUAAUACUACACCUGGAGUUUAUGAAACAACCAUUGGUUCUAUUUCCUUUGUAGUUGCCUCUGGAAAUAUUACUGAGGAACAAGAAGAUGUUAUUGUAAACUCUACAAGUGAAACAUUCAACCACAAAGGAGGGGUUUCCAAAGCCAUUUUAGAAGCUGCCGGACCAAAUGUGGAAUUGGAAUGUGAACGAUUAGCUAAACUGCCUCAUGGCAAUUUUAUAAUUACACGAGGGGGAAAUCUGAAGUGCCAAAAAAUAAUUCAUGUAGUUGGUCACAAAGAUGUUAAAGACACAGUUUCCAGUGUCUUACAAGAGUGUGAGCAGAUGAAGAGCAAAUCUGUUGCCCUCCCACUCAUUGGAACAGGAAAUGCCAAACAAGACCCAGAUAUUGUUGCUAAAAAAAUAAUUGAUGCUGUUGAAGACUUUGCAUGGAAAGGGUCUGCCCAAUCAGUGAAAAAUGUAAAAGUAGUCGUCUUCCUGCCACAGCUACUAAAAAUGUUUUAUGGCAUUAUGAAAAAAAGGGAGGGCUCUGUGGUGCCGACCUCAUUGUUCUCUAAAUUAAAAGUACUUUUAGGUCUUAGAAGACAUGAUUUGGUUUUUGGAAAGAAAAUAGAAUCAACUGUGUUUCAGAUAUGUGGUGAAAGUGAGGAGAAUAUUGAAAACACUGUCUCUUGGAUACAAGAUUUAAUUUUAAAAGAACAAAAGAGUUACACCUCCUCAGAUGAAGCCAUCCAAAACUUCGGUGAAGAAGAAUUCAAGGAACUGAACAAGCUACAGAGAAAUUUGAAUAUCACCAUUUCCCCCCAAAAUAACUUCUGUCUCCAGGUUGUAGGACUUGCCAGAGAUGUAUUAAAGACUUCCCGCACAAUUGAGUACAUGAUCCAGAGAGUUCAGUUAGAUGUAGAAAAAUGACUCUAAGGCUGAGUUGUUCAUUGUGUCCAUUGAAUGGAAGUAUAACAACAAUGGUGUUAAACUUUGAUUUCUUUUUUUCCCUUCCCUUCCCUUCUCUAUUCCCUGUCUUUCCCUUCCCUGCCCUGCCUCUUAAAUCCUAGAGGAAUAUAAGGGUCCAUCUCUAAUCAGUCAUUUAUACCUUAGAAAACUGAUUCAUAUAUUUCCCCAUUAAAAUUAAUAAAUUAGUAACUUUCUCAUUUGCAAGCCAGUCUCUUCUCAGUUCUCCUUAGCUUAAAUGAAUGCUCCCAAAUAACUGCAGGGAUUGAUUACUUUUGAGUAAAGAGAUAAAAACAAUCAUCUGAAUCUCCCAAACUUAUUAUACAAUAGGCAAUGGUGAAAGCAUGAAUGAUUUUUCCAUUAGAUUUUGCCAGAAAUGAGACUAUAAUGGAGGUGCGGGAAGAUGAAGAGGAAUAAGAGGGUACGGGAGACCUUAUUUUCUUUUAUUUUUUAGAAAGCUGAUUAGCCCAUUGGUAGAGCCAACAUGAACAUUCACAAGCACAUUUGAAUCCAACUCAGGCUCAGUUUUCUAAACCAGUUGCUUUCCUAACUCCACUAUUUACUUAUCAUAAUUGUUGACAUCCCAGACAAUGCCCUGAACAAUGUUCCUGGGCUCAUAUGCAACAAUUAAGGCUCUAAGAAUAAAUGGAAUGAGCAUUGUGGGGAUGUUUUCCCUCAAAGACCCUAUGAGGCUGAAAGUUUUCCAGGUUAUUUCUGGUGCUCCUUGUGUUCCUUUGCUGUCUUCCCCUUCAUCAGAACCCCAUUCUGAGCUGGGAAGUUAGCUAGGAGGAUCUUGUAAUAAAGGUCAUUAAAUAUUGGAAGCUGUGUCUAGAUAAGGAUGGGAAAAUCACAGGGAAUUAUCAGGUACUGUGGUGAAUUACCUGGCAUAAAUCAUAGUGGCUAUUGGUCCUUGGCUGUCCCCAAGCAAUGGGAAUUAUGUUGUAGUCAACUGGACCAUCUGACUUGGUGAUAUACUUCCCAUUUCACUCUAUGUUGCAAUACUGGAAGCAGGCAGCAAAGUGGUGUAUACAGCAUUGUACUGGUCAUCAUAGGGCAGCAGGGCCUGAGUCUAGCUCCCAAAAGAGUUAAUGUACCAUAUGGUUGAUAUGGCAAACACCAGAAAGGCAUUUUUCCUCUGGUGGGAUCAUGUGGAAGUGAUUGAACAUCUAGAAUCUGCUCAAAGUUGUCAAAAUGAACAUGAAGGGUGAUUGAAAGACAGAGAGUUGAUCACAGUGAAUUUAUCCCAACAAUAGGCCCAGAAUUCAAACAUUUUAAGUGUUACUUCCAAACUCUAACUUUUGGUAUAUUGGUAGACAAGGCCACAAAGUGUUUUGCCACAGCUGGAAGAUAUCUUUGGGACCCAAAGUAAUCAUUCCUUGGCUGUGUCAUCAUUGGCAGUGAUUUCCAGGGUGGUGAAGAUCUUCAAAACAAUGAUGAAGCAUAUAGUCUAUGGUUUUAGAGUAGUAAGGGUCUUGGCAAUAAAAGUGCCAUAAUGCUGGAAAUUAAUGACCUCCUUGGGAAUAGGACUUCAGUGUUUCUGUCACCAUCAAAGGACCAAAAUAAAAACUUGCAAUGCCAAUGGUGA
This is a messenger RNA of Phascolarctos cinereus (koala), 6280 nucleotides long. Its product is annotated as protein mono-ADP-ribosyltransferase PARP14-like. Gene Ontology annotation, cellular component: cytoplasm; nucleus. The record is from RefSeq and is a predicted model, not a curated record. Gene Ontology annotation, biological process: negative regulation of gene expression; protein poly-ADP-ribosylation. Gene Ontology annotation, molecular function: transcription corepressor activity; NAD+ poly-ADP-ribosyltransferase activity. NCBI's taxonomy places the organism in Eukaryota, Metazoa, Chordata, Mammalia, Diprotodontia, Phascolarctidae.